GAGCACCGUCUCAACAUUCAUAGGCAGCGCAUCGGCAGCAGCAUCAAAACGGAGGAGAAUAAACGUAGAGAUAGAUAAAUCGUGUGUGGCAGCGUGUCGUUCGUUUCCUAGUCGGGGCAAGUGAACUCAAACCGUGAGCCUGCGUUAUACGAGGCCGCGACCGAUGGUAGCUAAGGACCACGGUGGCUGUAGGCCCCGCACCCCUCGCUGGUGAUGAUCUCUGAGGGCAACAUCUUCCCUUCGCGGAUAUCCCGCUGGUACUACCGGCAUGGAUUGCGAUGUGCGUCGCAUCCACAUCGGUUUUUAGCUUUUACGGCUCUGCUUGUCUUGAUCUGCGGUUAUCCACUGUGGCGUCUGAGUACGACGGGUAGUCACCACUUCGACGAAGGAGGAUCGGAUCCUGCUCCAGAAUGGUUUCGGGGACCUCCUCUGGCAUUUGUACAGCAGAUAAUUGUUCGUAGCGCCGUUUACCCAUGGGAUUCGGAGGACACCAAUUUAGCGGAUGCCUUCCGGGCGCCUUUGUAUACAUCAUUCAAAGUUUCGGAGAUCGUGACCAAUCAUCAGUGUUCGAGCACAUCCAAUAAUACUCAGAGACGAAUUUCGCUUCACGAUCUUUGCCUGCAGGUUCAAGAGAGCUCUUCCGGCUCGUCGGGUCUCCUGCCGCAGUACUCCUGUCUGGUGGUCUCGCCUGCGCUGAUCUGGCACCGAGACCCACAGCGAUUCCUCCAAGAUGCUCAUAUCUUCGACAGUUUGUUCGGUCUGAGAGAAACCAAAGAACUCUUCUUCGGCCUGCCUUGGAGAGAAACGGGUCUAAGGAAAAGUUCCGAUAAGAACCAACAUCGGGUCCUGAGCUAUGCCGUUUCGCUGCUGCUCGAAAAAUAUGACCGGAAUUACAUAAGCUCUCUGGAGAACGCUCUGGCGAAGCAAUUUCCGCUCAGCCGCGUGAACAACAGCAACAGCACGAGGUCGACCCACAACAGUCAUCUGCAUUUCCGUUACGUGCAUCAUCUCGCAGAAUUCCUUCCAUUGACGGUCGUGUACAUGACAAUGACUUUUUACGUUUAUUUCUCGCUGAGUAAAGUAGCGCUCCUACGGAGUAAAUUCCUCUUGGCGUCUGCCACUGUCGGCAAUGUGAUACUUUCGACUAUUAUCGCCAUCGGAAUAUGUUUGUGGAUUCGGUUGAACCCGACGCUGAACGGCAAUCCCUUGGUGAGUCCAAGGGCGAGUCCUUGCGUCGCAUCUGAAAUCUUGCCCUACCUUCUUGUGAUCAUCGGGCUCGAGAACAGUCUGUGCAUAACAAACUCUGUGGUCAACUGCACCCCCAGAGGGGCAAAAAUACAUCUAGCGCAAGGAUUGUCCCGAGAAGGAUGGUCCAUAGUGAAAACACUGCUCACGGAACUGUCGGUGUUGACCGUGGCAUUUUUCACGUUCGUGCCCUCGAUCCAGGAAUUUUGUCUGUAUGCCCUAAUCGGCGUCGUCACGGACUAUGUCUUGCAACACGUUUUUUUCGCAACUCUCUUGUCACUGGACCUACAGAGGAAGGAGAAAGACGAUGAGCGCACUCUCGUCCCUAACCCGCGGAACCACAAUCGAAUGGCUAGGGUCUUCGCAGGGCCCACGCAGAGCAGCGUUCUUGACAAAGUACCCCGCAGGUUGCAGUUAUUGUACAUCUGGACGCGGUUCCGUUUCGUCCAACGGAGUUUGAUGGCCGUCAUGAUAGUCUGGAUCGUCCUGCUCGUCCAACAUUCUGGAAUCAUAGAGUCAUUCCGGCCCUUACCUCACAACUUCACCUCAAACCUCAACCUAAUGAGUGUCCAGGACAUCAAAGACAAGCUCAGUCUGACGCUACCGAAGGAGUUCUUCAAAAGAUUCGAGGGCCUGCACCAAGAUCGGGAGGCCGAUCAACCCUUCAGCGAAUUCGCUGCGUUGCGCAAUCAAAAGAGCUCCUGGAAGGAUCUACCGACUUUGCACUGGACAGCGUUGUUCGGUUUCUACAAUAUGUCCUUAUGGGGUCGAUAUAUAACGGUUCUGCCGGAGAUCCACGUCGCCAUCCCGAUCGCGCGAACAGAAGCGGUCAAGUUCAGGCAUCACGAGGACACCUCAUUCCAAUUCUACCCGGAAUGGUCGCUCCUGCCGGAACCGAACGAGUCACUGGAGGCCCUAGCCCGGCCUCUGUUUAUUAUACUCCUUGUACCCACAUUUUUGUUCAUUCUGUAUUUGUUGAUAGUUCUGUAUCGUUGUGUGUGUACUCGAAACUACGCUCAAUGGCGAGCCCAAUGGCAUACCAGAGGCUUCGAAAGCGCGAUGGUGUCACCGGACGACGUCAAAGCCGGUCCGCUAUUCCACGAGACAUUUCCGCUCCGACUCAGCGGGCAUUCGCUGCCGAUAACCGAGAUCGCCUGCAGCGAAUACAAAAAUCUGGUCGUGUCGGCAAGCGUCGACGGAGAAAUACGCGUCUGGGACGGGACCAAUGGGGGCUGUUUGCAGGUCAUCAAGAACCAUGACGACGACAGGGUAUGGGCCAUGACCUGUUACGGGAACUGGCUCAUUAUCUCAGCAGUUCGAGGGGGUUCAGGGAGGCUGGAGCUGUGGCAUGCUCUCGAGAGCAAAAAAUAUUCGACUGUGGAUUGCGAUAGUCCCGUCACCUCGAUCGCGACUCAAGGCAGACUAAUCAUGGCGGCUUCGAUGUCAGGGCAGCUUUCGUCGUUCGUUGUCGAUAUGGACAAGCACCGAAAAACGUGUCUGGCCAUCAAUGGAGGGGUAACGGCCCACAGUAACCCAGUGACAGCUCUGUGUUUCCCCGAGGGUUCACAUGUUCUCACAGGGUCGCUCGAUCGAUUGGUGAAAGUAUUCUCGGCCGACGAGCUAGCGUGCGUGUACACGUUGCACGGGCACGGGGGCGCCAUCUCGGGACUGUGUGCUGAUGAGCGUCAAGCGGUUUCGGCUUGCCUUCACGGCAUGCUCUGCUUGUGGGAUCUGCUCACCGGGACAUGUAUCUACUCAUUGAAUGCUCACAAGGGCUCUAUAUCCUCAGUUCGCAUAAGUGCACUGUAUGUAAUCAGCUGCUCGGAGACCGAAGGACGUUUCCGCGUAUGGGAACGAACUCAAGGUCAUCUGCUCCACUCGCGGCAGGUCCGUUGCCGGCAGAUGGAACUCCUGUCCGAUGACGUUCUGGUCACCUGCGCCGAUGACAUUCUACUGUGGGACGUGCAUUGCGCCGAACAAAUCCAAAUGGUGCAACUGAGUGGCGAGGUGGGAAUCCGGGUGUUGAGGAAAGCUCAUGGUAACCUCAUUUGCGACUCGGGUCAUGAUCUCUGCGUAGUUUUCUUCCCGGCGUUGACCAACAAAAUGGAGUGAUCAACCCCACUAGCCGUAGCGGAUAGCAGGGUAACCGACGGUGUAUGUACAUCACUCACUCACUCACGUCUGUACUGUGUAUACUGUUGCGAUAUGACGAGACCGAGCGUGCUUGUGCAAUAAUUAUUGAAUUUUUAAAUUGACGUUGAACUUCUCCGAGGGCCCCCGGCUGCUUUCCCCGCUGGAGAUGUUGUC
This is a messenger RNA of Galendromus occidentalis (western predatory mite), 3552 nucleotides long. It is a transcript of the gene SCAP, whose product is annotated as SREBP cleavage activating protein. Gene Ontology annotation, molecular function: sterol binding; protein binding. NCBI's taxonomy places the organism in Eukaryota, Metazoa, Arthropoda, Arachnida, Mesostigmata, Phytoseiidae. Gene Ontology annotation, cellular component: SREBP-SCAP complex; Golgi membrane; endoplasmic reticulum membrane. The record is from RefSeq and is a predicted model, not a curated record. The coding region runs from base 214 to 3357 and encodes 1047 amino acids. Gene Ontology annotation, biological process: SREBP signaling pathway; regulation of cholesterol biosynthetic process. The transcript is spliced from 11 exons.